GGAUGUGAUGUAGCAACUGCUCAGACGUAUCGGAAGUUACUACCGUGUAUUCACAGAAACCCUUGUAUAACCGUCACUCCCACUAUAAAGAUAUAAAACUUGCUACAGUUUUCCCUAUUUCACCAAAUGGCUUAUCCUGGAUACGGUGCGCCUCAGUACGGCGGUCCCAUGCCGGGAAUGCCAGCUCAGGGGAUGCCGGGAAUGCCGGGAGGGCCCAUGGGAGGGCCCAUGGGAGGCCCCAUGGGAGGCCCCAUGCCCGGGCACAUGGGUGGGCAGAUGGGUGGGCAGAUGGGAGGCGCGCCCCAUCAGGGAGGGUAUGCCGCCUAUGGAGGAGGAUAUCAAGGCUCGUACGGCGCCCCAGCCCCAGCUGCUGCUAAUGACCCGAUGUGGGGUUACUUCACUGCCAUUGCAGGCCAGGACGGAGAGGUGGAUGCAGAGGAGCUGCAGAGGUGUCUCACCCAGAGUGGAUUCACCGGAUCCUACUCUCCAUUCAGCCUGGAGACUUGCAGAGUCAUGAUCGCAAUGCUGGAUCGGGACUCCACGGGGAAGAUGGGCUUCAACGAGUUCAAGGACCUGUUCACGGCUCUGAACGGCUGGAAGCAGAACUUUGUGAUGUUCGACCGGGACAGGAGCGGCACUGUGGAGCCGCAGGAGAUGGGGCAGGCCGUCUACGCUAUGGGGUUCCGCAUCGGCCCUCAGGCUCUGAAUGUGAUCAUCAAGCGCUACAGCAAAGGAGGAAGGAUCUACUUCGACGACUACGUGGCCUGCUGCGUCAGACUGCGCGCUCUCACAGAGACCUUCAAACGGAGAGACACCAUGCAGCAGGGAGCCGUCUCCUUCCAGUACGAUGACUUCAUCCUGUGCACGAUGGCCAUCUAAGGCUGCACCGACCAAUCAGAGGAGGAGUCUGGACCACUGCCUCAUGGGAAUGCAAAGGGAGGCCAGUAUAUUUGACUGAGCUGCAACAGGAAAGUACUCAUGCUUGUAACGCUUGCUGUUUAGUCUUGUAAGUCACACAGGGACUUGCUGAAUCAGGCGCAUAUAUACAUCUAUAUGAACACAGUAUGUAUUCACAUUAGAGGGAAUUAGAAUAAUUUAUAACACAUUUUUUAAAAUCUUCGAUUGGAUGCCAGAGUGAUGCUGGAUGUGUCGACCUGUGAGACACCUAAUGUGCCAUUAUAAUCUGAAUGUACGCUAAUAUAUGAAACUCGCUUCUAGAGAGCCUUGUUAGGCAGCAUCAUGAUUAAUGAUGAAAUAUUAGCAGCAUUUACACAAAACAUGUUCAUAUGCCUUUACACUGAACUGUAUAUGGCUAUGGUUUUAUUAGAGCUUUCUUGCCAUAUUUUUUAUUUCUGUUUUAUAUAAGUUUAGAUUAGCCUGAUGUUAAAGUUGCCACGAGCCAAAGUGACUGUGAAUGCUCGUGAGAUAAAGCCUGAGAUUUGUGCAGCUUCACACUUUGUUUUGAAUGUUUCCCUACAAACCCAGCCGGUUGUACUUUGUAAAGAUGCCCCUGCACACUCCCAAUGCCAUAGUUCAGAUCAUAUUUUGUUACUGACAAUAAACACUUUCUAAUCA
Molecule: messenger RNA, 1575 nt
Organism: Notothenia coriiceps (black rockcod)
Lineage: Eukaryota; Metazoa; Chordata; Actinopteri; Perciformes; Nototheniidae
Gene: gca
Product: grancalcin
Exons: 8
Coding region: 127-879 (250 amino acids)
Molecular function (GO): calcium ion binding
Source: RefSeq, a predicted model, not a curated record